CUUGUAACGAGAUUGCCAGAGUUGAGGGUAUUGAAACUUUGGGUUUGAGUGAUUAUUUUUUAUUAGUAAAUUUGUUUAAGAUCGUCAGCGUAAAGACUCCAUUUUCACAACGGAUACAAGAUCUAAACAACUUGUUGCGGGGUGCGAUGGACUAUUGGGUGAGACCCAUUGACCGGGUCUGGAGAUGGAGUCGUCCUUGGACACUAAGAAAGAGUGUGGAAGUAGUUGCGGUUUUAAGUUCUCUGGUGGUUGGGUUCUCAAUUUUCAUGGCAAUCGGACGCCGUGGAACUCUUGGUCAAUUCCCAUUGGCUAAUUCAAGUCAUUGUGAUUUUCCGGCGAUAUUCAACUUUGGUGAUUCGAACUCCGAUACGGGAGGCAAAUCUGCAGCGUUUCGUCGGAUUCUCUCUCCCAACGGCGACACCUUCUUUGGUAAACCUGCGGGGAGGUACUCCGAUGGACUAGUCGUCAUCGAUUUUAUAGCUGAGAAGCUGAGGUUACCUCUCUUGAGUGCAUAUCUGGAUUCUAUGGGGACAAAUUUUCGACAUGGAGCAAAUUUUGCUACAGGAGGGUCUACAAUUCAGCCAGUGGAUAUGAGAAUCUAUGAGAUGGGUUUUAGCCCCGUCUCUCUUGACAUACAGCUUUUGCAGUUUGAACAAUUCAGAGCUCGCACAUUUGAGCUAUACAGGGAAGGUAGAAACUCAUACACCAAAAACAGUCUCCCAAGACCAGAGGACUUUUCCAAGGCACUAUACACGUUGGAUAUUGGACAGAACGAUCUGCAUUUUGGGUUCUCGUCAAUGACGGAGAAACAACUGCUGGAAUCGAUACCAAAUAUUAUCAAUAAAUUUUCUCAGGCAGUGGAGAAACUAUACCAUCUUGGAGCAAGAGCAUUUUGGAUACAUAAUACAGGUCCUAUUGGCUGCUUGCCUUAUUCUGUUACUUAUUAUCCUCCAAAGCCAGAAAAUACAGACAAAAAUGGCUGUGUGCUGUCCCACAAUAAGAUAGCCCAAGAAUUUAACAGGCAACUCCUGGUGAAGGUGUCCCAACAUAGAGUGCAACUUCCUGAUGCAAUACUUACUUAUACUGAUGUUUUCUCAGCCAAGUACAAUUUGAUUUCUGAAGCAAAGAAGCUUGGUUUUGCUAAUCCACUAGGAUUCUGUUGUGGGCAUUUUGGUGAUCCAAGUGUUCAAUGUGGGGAAAAAGCAGUAAAUGGAACUGAAGUUUUUGGGGUUUCAUGUAGCAACCCUUCAGUUUACAUUAGCUGGGAUGGCGGACAUUAUUCUCAUGCCGCCAAUAAAUGGAUAGCCAACCGAAUUCUUGAUGGCAACCUCUCUGAACCUUCUAUCCCCAUCACUGAGGCCUGUCGCAAACCUGCACAUUUGUGACCAUGAGCCCAAAGAGUGCAGUUCGAGCGAUUGAUACGUAAUUUUGGUUUGUGUUUCUGUUGAUAAGUUCUCUUUUUCCCCAUAACAGAGUGAGAUGAUGUAAAUUGAAGUUGGGGACAUUUGAAAACUUCUUAUGGGUCUUCAUUGAAAUUGGAUAAAUGCUAGUCCCUUUUUUUUUUUUUAUACAAGCAUCAGGAUCAAAGAGAGGAAGAGUUGCUCUGUUUGCACCCUGGGUUUUCUCAGAAUCUGUGCUUCGAAGUUAGAUAUGGUAUUCUACAACAUUGCAGCUAGUAGUCAGCAACUCAGUGUUGGAAUCUAAGAUUGAAAAAAGAAGAAGAAGAGCAUAACAGCUUUUGUUUUGCGUAUUUGUUGAACGCAUCAACAUGUAAUCUAGGCGGGAAGUUGCCCAAUAUAGGGAGUAUGGUGAUCUCAUAUGGGCCACAUUGGUAUUCUGACUGCUGUUUUAAUUCGGUGUAGGCUUGUAGCCAUGCAGUCUAUAUUCUUCUAAAUUCCCCUAAUAAGAGUAGCAAAGCGGCAUGGUAAGCUAAAUUCUGAUCUUCAUCCCUAUGAUUCAAAGUGAUGAGGUGGUAACUUGCACUUCUGUGCUCUCUUUGGUCUGCCCGAUUCUCUCUUUUGUUGGUAUUGAAUACUUUUUAUUUUUCAAGUAUUGUUGGUAUUGAUUAUUGAAAUUUUCAA
This is a messenger RNA of Carya illinoinensis, 2081 nucleotides long. RefSeq names its product GDSL esterase/lipase At5g14450-like. NCBI's taxonomy places the organism in Eukaryota, Viridiplantae, Streptophyta, Magnoliopsida, Fagales, Juglandaceae. The coding region runs from base 147 to 1385 and encodes 412 amino acids. The record is from RefSeq and is a predicted model, not a curated record. Gene Ontology annotation, molecular function: hydrolase activity, acting on ester bonds. The transcript is spliced from 5 exons.